Molecule: messenger RNA, 1584 nt
Organism: Bacidia gigantensis
Lineage: Eukaryota; Fungi; Ascomycota; Lecanoromycetes; Lecanorales; Ramalinaceae
Exons: 2
Coding region: 1-1584 (527 amino acids)
Molecular function (GO): protein serine/threonine phosphatase activity
Source: RefSeq, a predicted model, not a curated record
AUGAACUCUCUGAACUUAUUAUCAGAGCGCGUAAUUGGACAAAAUGUCCCCUCCAGAACUUCUAACGACCGGCCGCGAUCUUAUUCAGAUGGCACGUUGAAUAGGACAACCCCAGAGCCGAAACCAAAGCGCAGCUCGAGUCAGCAUGAGAGGAAAGCUCCAAAAGAACGCGAACUGGAGGAUGAGAAGAUAGGAUACAGCGAGCUGGAUGAGUCUGGCUCGGUCAUCGAAUCGUCACAGCUGGAAAUCGACGAGAAGACUCCCCUCCUCAGGGAGCAAUUAGCAGCAACGAGAACCUCUUCCACAUUUGGCCGGCUGCGUCUUGCUGCGAAACGCCUUGUUCAUGCCUUGACAACAUCCAUCAGGUGGGUGCUUUCCACAUUAGCUUCUCCGUUUGUCUACCUAGUAGGCAGCUUUCAAGAUGAGAAAGGAAGAUUUUCUGUCCUCCUCCCCGUCCGGAAGAUUGGAAAGUUGGUGCCUAAGCGUAAUGGGCAGAAGUCAACCGCGCAGGCAAUUGGUCUCUCGGGAUCAAGCGAGACUUAUGGUCCUGGGUCCAGAAGUAAGACAAGGGCAAGAGAAGUGGCACCGAACUCAACUGGGGCCAAAAGGCAGAGCGGCAAAUUAUCAACGCCUUCGUCCGAAUCCAAUCCCGAGUCAAGAAAGAAAUCCAGUGCUCCAAAUGAGCCUCAAACGAGACAUUUACAUCUUCAUACAUCGUCCUCCUCUGACGAACUGCCGCAGAAUCGUCGAUCGACACGCAUAAAGCACAACAAUGAAGAAAGCACGAGGAGACGUAAGCAGAAAAAAUCCGCAGGUGGGUUGAUAGACGCGAAAGGGUCUACUAGAAGCCGCGUGGAACCUUCCUUGACCGUAAGGACAAUCAAAUCUCCAACCUCGCCGGUCUCAUCUGUCAAAUCAUCUGGUUUCUCUCGUUUGCCAGCUCCGCCACGUCCUCUGAUUCCUCCUCGGCAGCCAUCAUAUUCUACGCAGCCCUCACGCUCAUCCCGGCUUGCUCAGAAGACGUUAGUGAUAGAUCUUGACGAGACCCUUAUUCAUAGUCUCGCAAAAGGCGGCCGGAUGAGUAGUGGUCACAUGGUCGAGGUCAAAUUGAACACAACUGUUGGAUAUGGCGCAGGCACAACUUUGGGCCCUCAGCACCCCAUCCUCUAUUACGUACAUAAACGGCCCCAUUGCGAUGAUUUCCUUCGAAAAGUGUGUAAAUGGUAUAAUCUAGUUGUUUUUACGGCUUCGGUCCAAGAGUACGCUGAUCCUGUCAUCGAUUGGCUCGAGCAAGAACGAAACUAUUUCUCCGGCCGAUAUUAUCGGCAGCACUGUACCUUCAGAAACGGUGCCUACAUCAAAGAUCUGAGCUCGAUUGAGCCUGAUCUAAGCAGAGUCAUGAUAUUAGAUAACAGUCCGUUGAGUUACAUCUUUCACGAAGAUAACGCGAUACCUAUUGAAGGGUGGAUCAAUGAUCCUACUGACAAUGACCUUCUUCACUUGGUGCCGAUUCUGGAGGCUCUGCAAUAUGUGACUGAUGUUCGGACAUUGCUUGCUUUACGAAGAGGCGAAUUGGAUGCAUAG